Messenger RNA from Trichomycterus rosablanca, 1851 nucleotides. It is a transcript of the gene far1, whose product is annotated as fatty acyl CoA reductase 1. The transcript has 12 exons. Gene Ontology annotation, molecular function: alcohol-forming very long-chain fatty acyl-CoA reductase (NADP+) activity. Gene Ontology annotation, cellular component: peroxisome. The record is from RefSeq and is a predicted model, not a curated record. Gene Ontology annotation, biological process: long-chain fatty-acyl-CoA metabolic process. Bases 1 to 1587 code for a protein of 528 amino acids. Lineage: Eukaryota; Metazoa; Chordata; Actinopteri; Siluriformes; Trichomycteridae.
AUGACUUUUGUAUGGGGUGGCUCGGUGGGUAGCACUGUCGCCUCACCGCUAGAAGAGUACUACACAGACAAGAAUGUGCUGAUCACUGGUGCUACAGGCUUCAUAGGCAAAGUGCUGCUGGAAAAACUGCUGCGCUCAUGUCCCGCCAUCAAAUCCGCCUACGUCCUCGUACGGCCCAAAGCGGGCCAGUCGCCCAGCGCUCGGAUCACAGACAUGAUCAACUGCAGGCUCUUCGACAGAUUAAAAGUGGAGCAGCCAGAUUUUGCAGAGAAGAUCGUGGCGGUGAACAGUGACCUGACACAGCCCGACUUAAACCUGAGUAAAGAGGACCAGAACACGCUGACUGACUGCAUCAACAUUGUGUUCCACUGCGCCGCCACCAUCCGCUUUAACGAACCCCUCAAAGACGCCAUGCAGCUGAACGUGCUGGCCACACAGAAGAUGCUAAAACUGGCACACAGGAUGAAGAACUUGGAGGUGUUUAUUCACGUCUCCACGGCCUACGCUAACUGUGACCGCGAGCUCAUCGAGGAGGUUGUCUACCAACCACCUGUCGAUUACAGAAGGCUAAUAGACACACUGGAAUGGAUGGACGAUGAACUGGUCAGUCUGAUCACCCCAAAGCUGCUUGGCGAACGGCCUAACACAUACACGUAUACCAAAGCCCUGGCAGAGUACCUGGUACAACAGGAAUGUGGGAACCUCAACGUAGCCAUCGUCCGACCUUCCAUAGUAGGAGCCAGCUGGAAAGAGCCCUUCCCUGGCUGGAUAGACAAUUUCAACGGACCCAGUGGAAUCUUCAUAGCCGCAGGGAAGGGCAUCCUGCGCACCAUGAGGGCGUCCAACAGCGCCGUCGCUGAUCUCGUGCCAGUCGACGUGGUCAUCAACACCACCCUGACCGCCGCUUGGUAUUCAGGCUCACACAGGCCGAGAAGUCUGUUGGUGUACAACUGCACGACUGGGGCAAUUAAUCCAUUUCACUGGGGAGAAGUCGAAAACUGUAUAAACAUGACAUUCAAGACCAACCCGUUAGAGCAAGCCUUCAGACGGCCCAAUGUUAACCUGCGCUCCAACCCCUUUACCAAUCGGUACUGGACGACAGUGAGCCACACCCUUCCUGCCCUGCUGUACGACGCCUAUCUGUGGCUUACAGGGCAGAAGCCUCGGAUGAUGAAGACGAUCACGCGCCUUCACAAGGCCAUGAUGGUGCUGGAGUACUUCACCAGCCACUCGUGGGAGUGGAACACGGACAACGUUGCCAUGCUCAUGAACCAGAUGGGAGCUGAAGACAAAAAGAUGUUUAACUUUGAUGUGAGACAGUUACAUUGGGCUGAAUAUAUGGAGAAUUACUGUAUGGGAAUGAAGCAGUAUGUGCUGAACGAAGAGUUAUCAGGUCUACCUGCUGCACGCAAACAUCUCAACAAGUUGAGAAACAUCCGCUACACCUUUAACACAGUCCUGGUGAUCCUAAUCUGGCGCGUCUUCAUCGCCCGCUCGCAAAUGGCACGCAACAUCUGGUACUUCGUAGUCAGCAUGUGCUUUAAGUUCCUUUCCUACUUCAGGGCAUCCAGCACUAUGAGAUACUGACCCUGCUCCAGCUUUUCACCGCGUCCCUCCUCCCUUCGUCCUUUCUCACUCCUGCAAUAGCUAUGCAUACGGCUAGAAAGCUCCACGGCUACACUGCUACAGCUGGUACCCUGGCUCUGAGCGCCCCGGUGAGAUGGCCUGUAUGACAGCUUUGUGGAAAACAUGGUGUGUCUGGGGCUCGAGGAUUGUUCUCUGAUACAGUUUACACGGAUCCAUGAGUCGGUUCCUGAACUUAUGACCUUAAUUUAUCAAGCACAAGAUGGG